AUGGUCUUCCCUCUGGAUUCUUGGGCAUGGCGAUUCCUCGAAGACUACGUCUAUUAUCUCCCGCCACCUCCUCCCCGAAAGCGCCCGAAAGACAACCCUAUGCAAGUGAUCUGUGUCGGACCACCGCGCUCAGGAACAGAGUCUCUUCAACGGGCUCUCAUCAAACUUGGAUACGACUACACUUACCACGGCUGGGAUAUGAUGUUUGAAGAUCGCCACAACAUGCCUGGAUGGUGCCGACUUGCUCGGCGAAAGUUCCUAGCUACUGACGAAAAUGGAGACUGUGAAAUAACAGCCGAGGAAUUUGAUGCUCUGCUGGGCCACGCUGUCGCUGUCACCGAUGCGCCGGCCUCAGUCUUCGCAUCGGAAAUGAUCCGGGCGUAUCCCGAGGCCAAAGUGAUCCUGAAUAUCAGCAACGAUCUUGAUCGAUGGCAUCGAAGCGCCAUCAAGAAUAUCGUCGGAAUUAAUCGUAGUUGGAUGUUCUGGCUCAUGUCGUGGUGGUCGCCGGGCUUGUUUUGGGCGUGGCACAUGGCGGAGCGGUAUUUUUGGCCUGGACUCUUUAGGUGUAUGGGCUUCCCUGGGGCAAAUUUGGAGAUUGGCAUUGUGAGAAACGGGAAAUGGAUUUACAGGGAGCAUUGCAAUAUGAUUAGAGGAUUGGUGCCAAAAGAAAGGCUUUUGGAGUGGAAUGUACUGGACGGGUGGGAGCCACUGUGUCGGUUUCUGGGGAAGGACAUCCCCCAAAAUGAGCCGUUUCCGCAUGUCAAUGAUGCGGCUGGGUAUCAGAGUCGGGAGAAGCAGGCAAUAAGUCUCUGGUUUGGGCAAGGGUUCAAGAAUAUGGUGAAAGUGGCCGUUGUUCUUGCUGCUGUUACUCUGGCAUAUUGGAGAUGGGGGAUAUAA
Rhinocladiella mackenziei CBS 650.93 is the source of this 897-nucleotide messenger RNA. RefSeq lists its product as uncharacterized. The record is from RefSeq and is a predicted model, not a curated record. The coding region runs from base 1 to 897 and encodes 298 amino acids. Lineage: Eukaryota; Fungi; Ascomycota; Eurotiomycetes; Chaetothyriales; Herpotrichiellaceae. The transcript has a single exon.